AUGUUCGGUCGCCGUCGCCAGCUGAGCUCCUCUUCGCUCUCGGCGAGCAUCUUGCAUCUUGCUUUUCGUUAUGCCACAGUUCUGGGAAUCAUCUGUUUUGGCAUCGAGGGCAAUCGAACCGAUGGCUGCCUGGUGGCUCAGAACCGCUUCUGGUACAAGUGGUUCUGUCUGCUAUCCCGAUUGCUAAUAUGUGGCAUUUACGGCUACCUUAGCCUCGACUACAUCUUCAGUUUGGCUAAUUCCCAUUUGAUUAUUCUGUCGUGGAUUCGCAUGGUGUGCUGUCUGAUCUGUGCCUUUGCCAUUCUGAUAAUGCAAUUCUGUUUUGGGCAACAUGUGCUACGGGUGGUGAACAGUUAUUUGCGGCUGUUUCGGAGAGUCAACGCGCUGUCAGGCUGCCAGGAGGGAGGCUUUGGCGGCAAGAGGGAGUUAACUCUGUUGACCUUCAAGAUGAUUUGCAUCAUUAAUGAACUGUUCAACGAAAUUCCGCAUUUCUUUGCUGGUUUAAAUAUGCGACGCCUUGUAACCCUAAUCUGUGAAAUAUACGUUACCGUCAAUGCUACCAUGAUCGGUCACAUCUGCUUCGUGGGCUACCUCAGCGUCGGAGCCCUCUAUGCCCGGGUCAAUGUCUAUGUGCGCCAUGAGUUGCGACGCCAGCUGCGAGGCUUGGAGCAGCCCAAUGGCUGUCCCGCCAGUCGGCGAGAGCUAAAGGCAGCUGGCUACCGGCUGGACGAGUGUCUGGCCAUCUACGAUGACAUCCAGCGAGUGGGCAGCGCCUUUCAUCGCCUAAUGGAACUACCGCUAUGUCUCAUACUGCUUUUCGCCUUCUUGAGCAUGACGUUGGUGUCCUACUUCAUCAUGCUUCAGCGAUUUCGUAAUGUGGCGCUUUGGCUUCUUGUGGCCCGAUUGUUCUUCGAUGUGGUACUGCUGACAUUGGCCAUUCAUGGUGCCGGCAGCAGCUCCCGAGUGGUGCGCAGGCUAAGCCUCGAGAAUUGCUACGUUACCGAACGCAACGAUUGGCACAAUAAGCUGGAGAUGUUUUUGGGUCGAUUGAACUUUUUUGAGUUCCGAGUAUGUCCACUGGGACUAUUUGAGAUAUCUAACGAGUUGAUAUUGGUCUUUUUGUCGGGCCUUGUCACAUAUCUCACGUACAUAAUACAGUAUGGAAUGCAGUCGAAUAAGAUUUGAAAUUUGACUUGAAAGCGAAUAAUGCACUUUUAAAAUUUUGCAUUCCACUGGAAAAGUAGCUGUCGCCGGAAACUAAACCCGUUUGAGAUGACCCAAAAACCGCUAAGUAACAAUCGUCAACAGCAAUUUCAUCGUCGAGCUAGUGAUUGGAACUAAAGCACAACUUGUUUGUAAGCUUUGUAU
Drosophila hydei is the source of this 1368-nucleotide messenger RNA. RefSeq names its product putative gustatory receptor 93c. Gene Ontology annotation, cellular component: membrane. The transcript has 2 exons. NCBI's taxonomy places the organism in Eukaryota, Metazoa, Arthropoda, Insecta, Diptera, Drosophilidae. The coding region runs from base 1 to 1185 and encodes 394 amino acids. Gene Ontology annotation, biological process: sensory perception of taste. The record is from RefSeq and is a predicted model, not a curated record.